CUUCAUUCUCUCCUAUCUCUUUAAGUCCUCACUCGAGAGAGAGAGAGAGAGAGAGAGAGAGAGAGAGAGAGAAAUAUAGAAAACCAUGGGGAGCAACGACCUUCUUCUGUUAUGUGAUGAGAGGCUGUUCCUCUCGACUCCCUCGCCUUCGCCAGGUUCAAUCUGUCACUGCAACAAGAAUAAUAUUUCUUCGCCUGCUUACGAUAGUUACGCGAGCGACGAAGAGAACGACCAUCUUCUUCGGAAUUACCUUCGUAGAGAGAGAAUUUUUAUGUCUGCGAAUGGUUAUUUGGAGCAGCUUCGUGUUUCUUCGGAGCUACGUGAUGCUAGGUUCAGAGCUGUUCGUUGGAUACUCAUGGCUCGUCGUCGACUUAGUCUACAAUGUGGGACAAUAUUUGCUGCGGUCAAUUAUCUAGAUCGAUUCCUGUCUCUCAACUGCCAUAUUAAGAAAUGGGAGAUUUGGAUGAUAGAGCUGUCAUCGAUCGCAUGUCUAUCAAUUGCAUCGAAGGUUGAUGAAGUCUUCAUUCAUUCUUUAGAUGAUUUCCAGACAGAUGAUCUUGAGCACACAUACCAAUCUAGUACGAUUGUGCGCAUGGAGUUAACAAUCCUCAAAGCUCUAGACUGGCGACUCAUCUGCGUAACUCCUUACUCGUACAUCGACCUCUUCACCUCUUGCCUCCCCUCUCAUGAUUCCUUGCACACUCGCACCGUUGAAAUCUUAUAUCGAGCUCUAUUAGAGAUCAAGUUUGUAGAGUGUAAUGCUAGUGUAAUCGCUGUUUCUGCGCUGAGAUGUUGCAUCGAGGAACUCUUUCCGCUUGAAUUUGAUGCCUACGUCUCAACUCUUGGUCAUCUAAUGCCUGUAGAGUACAAGGCGAAGAUCGACAAGUGCUAUCGAUUCAUGGAGGAGAAGAUCGCUAAUCCUCACUCAUGUCCUACAAGUCCAGUUACCGUCAUUCCGCUGCAGAGAACCAAGGUUUUAGAUAGCUGCGUGGAUAUCGAUAUGCGCUUCUGCAAUAAGAACCCUAGCCAAGAUUUCAAUCAGAACAAGCGAAAAUAUGAAAGUUUGACGAGCUGCUCCUCCAACUGAGUCUAAGCGUGUGUACAUGAUCCUUUGUUCAGCUUUACUUACAGGUUAUGAUUAUCGAUUACUAGUGUUCAGAUAGAUGCAACACUAAAUUGUAACCAUAUUUGAAUUCAGAAUUAUGUAAGUUGAGAUGCACUGAAUAAAAUGGUUUUUCUUUGGAGAAAUA
Messenger RNA from Asparagus officinalis (garden asparagus), 1250 nucleotides. Its product is annotated as putative cyclin-D7-1. Gene Ontology annotation, biological process: regulation of cyclin-dependent protein serine/threonine kinase activity; mitotic cell cycle phase transition. Bases 86 to 1087 code for a protein of 333 amino acids. Gene Ontology annotation, molecular function: cyclin-dependent protein serine/threonine kinase regulator activity. The record is from RefSeq and is a predicted model, not a curated record. NCBI's taxonomy places the organism in Eukaryota, Viridiplantae, Streptophyta, Magnoliopsida, Asparagales, Asparagaceae. Gene Ontology annotation, cellular component: cytoplasm; nucleus; cyclin-dependent protein kinase holoenzyme complex. The transcript has 6 exons.